Drosophila subobscura is the source of this 2043-nucleotide messenger RNA. Its product is annotated as ATP-binding cassette sub-family F member 2. Bases 167 to 2002 code for a protein of 611 amino acids. The record is from RefSeq and is a predicted model, not a curated record. Gene Ontology annotation, molecular function: ATP hydrolysis activity; ATP binding. Lineage: Eukaryota; Metazoa; Arthropoda; Insecta; Diptera; Drosophilidae. The transcript has 4 exons.
CGAAACACGUGUAAAUGCGUGUGUGUGUGUUCCGUUCCCCCUCUAAGCGGCCCAGCACCAGUCCGAGGCAAGACAGCCGAUAAUUUGCGAGCCCGUAUUAAGACUUCGAUCCGUUCCUGUUCGUGACACCUCUAUUAUUUAUUAAAAAUCAAAAGCAGCUAGAAGAAUGCCUUCCGACUCAAAGAAACGCGAUGCGCAGCGCAAGAAGGAUGCCCGCAACAAGAAGAUCCAACAGAUUCCCUCCACUAAGAAGGCCAACGGCCAGCCGGAGCGCGAACUGACGGAGGAGGAGAAGCUGUGCGCCAAGCUCGAGGAGGAGGCUCGCAUUAGUGCCGAGGCCCGCUCCUGCACCGGCUCCCUGGCUGUGCAUCCUCGCUCGCGUGAUGUCAAGAUCGCCAACUUUUCGAUCACGUUCUUUGGCUCCGAGCUGCUGCAGGACACCAUGCUGGAGUUGAACUGCGGACGUCGCUACGGCCUGAUUGGUCUCAAUGGCUGCGGCAAGUCCUCGCUGCUGGCCGUGCUGGGCGGUCGCGAAGUGCCCAUUCCGCCGCACAUUGACAUUUUCCACUUGACGCGCGAGAUACCGGCCAGCUCGAAGAGUGCCCUUCAGUGCGUCAUGGAGGUGGACGAGGAGCGCAUCAAGCUCGAGAAGCUCGCCGAGGAGCUGGCCAUGAGCGAGGAGGAUGAUGCCCAGGAGCAGCUUAUUGAUAUCUAUGAGCGUCUCGAUGACAUGUCCGCCGACCUGGCCGAGGUAAAGGCCGCCCGCAUCCUGCACGGUCUUGGCUUUGACAAGGCUAUGCAACAGAAACAGGCCAAGGACUUCUCUGGUGGCUGGCGUAUGCGCAUCGCCCUGGCCCGUGCCCUGUUCGUGAAACCGCAUCUGCUUUUGCUCGAUGAGCCGACCAAUCACUUGGAUCUGGACGCCUGCGUGUGGCUGGAGGAGGAGUUGAAAACAUACAAACGCAUCCUGGUGCUCAUCUCGCACUCUCAGGACUUCCUCAACGGCGUCUGCACCAACAUCGUACACUUGACGGCCAAGCGCCUCAAAUACUACACCGGCAACUACGAGGCUUUUGUGCGCACACGCAUGGAGCUGCUCGAGAACCAGAUGAAGCAGUACAACUGGGAGCAGGAUCAGAUAUCGCACAUGAAGAACUACAUUGCCAGAUUCGGUCACGGCUCCGCCAAGUUGGCGCGUCAGGCGCAGUCCAAGGAGAAGACACUCGCCAAAAUGGUCGCCCAGGGCCUAACCGAAAAGGUCUCUGACGACAAGGUGCUCAACUUCUAUUUCCCCUCGUGCGGCAAGGUGCCCCCACCUGUGAUCAUGGUGCAGAAUGUGAAUUUCCGGUACAACGAUGAAACGCCUUGGAUCUACAAGAACCUGGAGUUUGGCAUCGAUUUGGACACACGUCUCGCUUUGGUGGGGCCCAACGGAGCCGGCAAGUCGACGCUGCUGAAGCUGCUUUAUGGCGAUCUGGUGCCCACCUCUGGCAUGAUCCGCAAGAACUCCCAUCUGCGCAUCGCUCGCUACCACCAGCAUCUGCACGAGCUGCUCGAUCUCGAUGUCAGUCCGCUGGAGUAUAUGAUGCACGCCUUUCCCGAUGUCAAGGAGAAGGAGGAGAUGCGCAAGAUCAUCGGCCGCUAUGGCCUGACUGGUCGCCAGCAGGUCUGCCCCAUUCGCCAGCUGUCGGAUGGACAGCGUUGUCGUGUGGUCUUCGCCUGGCUCGCCUGGCAGGUGCCCCACCUUCUGCUGCUGGACGAGCCUACCAAUCACUUGGACAUGGAGACAAUCGAUGCCCUGGCCGAUGCCAUUAACGACUUUGAUGGCGGCAUGGUGCUAGUUAGUCACGAUUUCCGUUUGAUCAAUCAGGUGGCUGAGGAGAUUUGGGUGUGCGAAAAGGAGACGGUGACCAAGUGGAAGGGCGGCAUUCUCGACUACAAGGAUCAUUUGAAGAACAAGAUCACCUCAGAGAACGAGAAGAAGGCCAAGGCGGCAAAGUAGAGAGAAGCUACACAGAAAGAAAACCACACACAUUAGUUACA